GGCCCAGAGAGAUGAAGUCACUGACCCACAGUCACACAACUGGGCCACGGAGGACCUAGCUGAGGCACUGUCUGUCUGGAGUUCUUUCUGCCUCCUCCUUUCCAGAAGAGGUGCCCAGAAGACUGCUGUGACUCUCCACCCCCUCCUGGGUUCAUCCUGUCAGGGGCACCCAGUCCUAGAGAGCAGCAGGCCAGGCGCCUGCCUGAAGGGCGGGGACACACGCAGGAGAACCGGCCGAGCGGGCGCCACUGGGCUCCAGCCAGGCCUGCGCGGGGGCCACGGGCAGGGAGCUGGGGCCGCGGGGGCCACCACCAGGAACGGGCCUCGGACGUCACGGCCCGCCAUGCAGAAAAACUACACCGCCCACUUCACCAAGAGUGCCCGGCCCCCGAACGAACGAUAUUUUUGGGAUCCUGAAUUGGGGCACCAAAAAGGAUGCUGUCGUCAGUGGUACCAGGACCAGGUGGCCACUCGUGCCCAUGGGCCCUGUCAGCUGUCCCCACAGGCUCACUGGCAGCAGGCCUACUGCAGCCACAGGGGUUGCAGCAGCUGUCGCCGGUGUCCCCAACCCUUCAUUGUGCAGCGACAGCGGCGGCAGCAGCAGCAGCAGCAGCAACAGCAGCAGCGACAACCCUCACCCCUCCCUCCCAGCCCCCUGAGGCAGCGGCUCUGCCCAGUUCGCGGGGCCCAGAAGGGCCCACCCGCGAUCGCCGCUGCCCACACGGGACCAGCCAGCGCCGCCCCCCAGCCCGCCACCUCCUCACCCACCGCAGUAGCAGUCGAGGCCAGCCACGGCCCAGCCCUGCCCUCUGCAGCCGGCGCCCUCCUGGAGCCCAGCGAGCCCACCGAGGCGCGGCCCCUGCCUGCGCCCGCCGCCUGCGGCUCCUUCACCGCCUACGGCGCCGACAUCCUGACGGAGGAUGAUGUCUACUGCAGCUGUCUGGCUAAAACUCUGUGUCACGUGCCUGUCCCCGUGACCGUGGGUUUCUACGCCCCCUUUGGCUGCCGUCUUCACCUGAUGCUGGACAAAAUCAUGACGUUGAUGCAGCAGGAGGCCGCGCAGCGCGAGAGCGAGGAGCUGCAGCGCGUGCAGUGGCGGCCUCGGAGCGUGCGCGGCUGGGGCGUCCCGCAGCUGCUGUGGUACCUGGUGUUUCUGCAGCCGAUGAUCACCGAACUGCACCUGCGUCGCAGGAACGUGCGCUUCCUCUUCAUCCGCUUCAGCGCCUGGCAGUACGCGGGCACGGACAAGCUGUGGGCGGGGCUGGUGACCACCCUGUGCGAGGGCAUCCGCCACCACUACGGCGCGCUGCCUUUCAGCGUGUACUCGGUGCUGGGCAACAAGCCCGGUGGCCCGCGCGAAGGCCACUGCCUACGCGAGUGGCAUUGCCGACGCCGCGUGUGCCUGGCGCUGCUGGCGCUGCUGGCCGCGCUGUGCCUGGGCGUGGGGCUGCUGUACCUGUCACUGGGAGGCCACGCGCCGGGCCACGCGGGUCGUGGCAUGCUCAAGGCGCUGGGCGGCGCGGCCACCACGUUGUCGGGCUCCGGGCUGCUCAUGGCCGUGUACUCCGUGGGCAAACACCUGUUCGUGAGCCAGCGCAAGAAGAUCGAGCGCCUGGUGUCGCGUGAGAAGUUCGGCAGCCAGCUGGGCUUCAUGUGCGAGGUGAAGAAGGAGGUGGAGCUGCUCACAGACUUCCUAUGCUUCCUGGAGAUCUAUCAGCGACGCCGGCUGCGCGUGGUCCUCGAGGUCACCGGGCUGGACACGUGCUACCCGGAGCGCGUGGUGGGAGUCCUGAACGCCAUCAACACCCUGCUGUCCGACAGCCACGCGCCCUUCAUCUUCAUCCUGGUGGUGGAUCCCAGCAUCCUGGCCGCGUGCCUGGAGAGCGCGGGCAACAUGAAGGGCACGGCGGACAACGGCUACCUGUUCCUCAACCGCACGGUCACGCUGCCCUUCUCGGUGCCGGUCAUGGGCCGUCGCACCAAGUUACAGUUCCUGCAUGACGCGGUGCGCAGCCGCGACGACCUGCUUUUCCGAGAGCUGACGUUCAAGCUGCAGUCGCAGAGCCUCGGGGGCUCAGGCUCAGGCUCGGGAGAGGGGACGCAGCUGCUGGCGGUGGAGACGCAGGCGGACGCGGAGCGCACGCAGGGCCAAGUGGACGCGGAGGCGGCGCGGCGCAUCCAAGAGGCGCUGAGCUGUCUGCACGACGAGCGCGACUGCCUGUAUGAGUAUGUGCCCGACAACGUGGUGUCCAUGAGACGCAUCGUCAACACGGUGCCCAUCACGGUGCGCCUGUUGCAACAGCAGCAGCACCAGCAGCCCGACCGCGUGGGACCCACGCCGCGCCACGCAGUGGCUUGGGUCGUGCUCGCCAACCAGUGGCCUUGUCGCCUCAGCUGGGUGCUGCAAUGCCUAGAGGACAGGCAGCAGGCGGGGGGCGCGCCCGAGGGCCGCGCGCGUCUCUGGGACGUCUUCUGCGAUAACAGUAGUGAACUGCACACCAUGACCAAGGCCUUACAGAACGUACUGGACCUGGAUGGCGACCCCGAGCUCUUUGAGCGCUUUCUGGGCACUGAUUUCCCCUUCACCGUGGCGGAGGCGCAGAGUUUGCUGCGCUGCACUGUCAACCUGGACCAUUCCAUUCGCCGCCGCAUGGGCCUCAUCCGGGCAGUCAGCGCGCUCAAGCCUCCCACCCCGCCCAAGUCCCCAUCCCGGGAGGAUCCCAAGGCUAGUCCCAAAGAAGGGGCAUCCCAGGAGGGCCAUGGAUCAGGACAUAGUAGAGAGGCGCAUCAUCCCCGGGACCGGACCCACGGGGGCAAGCCAAGGCAGGCGACCCAAGUCCUUUAAUUUCAGGGGUAUAAAAGCUGCUUGGGUGUGGGAUGAACACCAGCCACAGGUGACAGCAACAUCCCGCUUGCCCUGAUGAAGAUGUAAGGGCAGGGCUGAGCUCAAGAACAAUAAAGUAUGGGAUGGUCACACACCCUGAUGGCUUUGGAAGCCAAAGCGUGGCAGGUGGUGGCUUCCUGGAGUUGGCAGCUGCCACGCCGGUGUAUGAGUGAGCAGAGGAGGAUCAGUGAGGAACAUGGGACUCAAUGAAGCAAUAAAGGAAGCUGUGGAAAGCUGGGGCUGCCUUUCAUGUCCUGGAUUUCAGGCUCGGUGAGGAUGCC
Molecule: messenger RNA, 3165 nt
Organism: Acomys russatus (golden spiny mouse)
Lineage: Eukaryota; Metazoa; Chordata; Mammalia; Rodentia; Muridae
Gene: Nkpd1
Product: NTPase KAP family P-loop domain containing 1
Exons: 5
Coding region: 344-2845 (833 amino acids)
Source: RefSeq, a predicted model, not a curated record